Messenger RNA from Symbiodinium sp. CCMP2456, 684 nucleotides. Lineage: Eukaryota; Dinophyceae; Suessiales; Symbiodiniaceae. The record is from the annotation of a GenBank genome assembly.
AUGCCCUUCUCGCAGGUGUCAUUCGACUUCUCCACCGUGGAGCGGCAAGAGGAGGAGACAGACUCGCCCUCUUUCCCGGUGUUGCCCUUGGCGCAGUCAGAGGGAGUCACCACCGUCUACCGAAAAGAGCUGGUGGAGUGCAAGGUGACCACGGCGGAGAAGGACUUGCAGCAGAAGGUGGGAUUGCCAGCGCUCAGCCAGUGGAAGGCCACGGACCCCCAGGGCAACACCAAGUUCUUCCAGUGGCUGACAGACACAGAGGCUGAAGCCAAGAAGGUGAAGCUCCAGGUCAAGGGUUCGCAUAUUUCCACGCUGGUCCGUGCACCCAUCGGCCUCGACGAAGAGGCUCUUCGUGAGUAUCUCGUCUCCUGCAAUAUCGACAUCGCGAAGUUCGGGCACGACGGCACCAAGAGCCUGAAGGAGUUCUCUUCCGAGUUGAUCAAGGGAGAGACGCGCCUUCUGCAGGUGGCAAGCGGUGAGAUUUUGGUGAUCACGGAGGUGGUGAUGCUCAUCCUCCACAACCCGGCGACCAAGGAAACCCUCGUGCAAACCGCCCAGGUGUGGCCCGAUGGCAAGACGAGCCAUCAAGCCCGAAUUCCCGGGGCAAAGCGGCGCCCUGAUGAGAACCAGUUCCUCUGCGCGCGCCGCAUCCUGAAGAGGCAGCUGGAGAUCGAUGAGAACGCG